Molecule: messenger RNA, 516 nt
Organism: Cydia strobilella
Lineage: Eukaryota; Metazoa; Arthropoda; Insecta; Lepidoptera; Tortricidae
Exons: 2
Coding region: 1-516 (171 amino acids)
Source: RefSeq, a predicted model, not a curated record
AUGUCCGAGGAAUCUAAGGGCUCGCCCAUGGCAUGUUGUGAAGAGCGGCCGAGGGCUGGCUCCCACACUAUAGAGGCGGUACGACCAGUCCUCCGUGACUGGGUUGAAAGACGCUCCGGUGUCCUUACCUUCAGACUAACGCAGGUACUGUCGGGGCAUGGCUGUUUCGGCAGAUACCUGCACAAGGUUGCCCAGCGGGAACCGACACCGGAGUGUCACCAAUGCGGAGCCGGCGUAGACUCGGCCCAACACACAUUGGCUGAGUGCCCAGUUUUUGGCGAGGAACGGGAGGAUUUGGUCGCCCAAGUAGGGCUAGACCUUUCGCUGCCAGCCGUAGUUCAGGCCAUGCUGGGCAGCGACAGUGCGUGGGAGACUGUGCUCACGUUCUGCGAGCACGUCAUGAGAGAUAAGGAGGCGGCCGAGCGCGAACGGGAAGUCCAGGCCGAGGCUGACCCAAUGCGCCGCCGCCGCAUAGGCCGCAGACGUGCCGCUCAUGAGCGGAACCUGCCGCCCUAA